UGCAGCAAUAAUGCUGAGCAACAAGGAGGGGGCUUUAGCUCCCCUGGACGGCCCGCGACGCCGUGAGAUGUUCCCGCCGAUGAGCAACCUCGCAGACGAUGACGAUGCCGUGGUGGUGGAGGCUAGCAAUGCGCAGUUUUCUCCGCUCAAGUCUGCCGUGAAGGCGGCGGAGGAGCGGGAGGCGGCCGGAGUGGAGAGGUCGCUUGCGGCCGUCUCAAGGCUUAUUCAGCGCGUGACUGAUGCGCUGGAGGGCGGAACGCCUUACCUGGGAACCAACGACCAGGCCGUCUUGUUUGGCGAGCUCUCUUCCCUGAGACGAGAGAAGGCCCUGCUCAGAGAGAAGGACUUACGGUUACAGGAGCGGACGAACCUCUUGCUGACGACGACGAGGACGGCUCGCGGCGAGGACGGCGGCAGCAGCGAUGGUGAACAGCCCUCUGCCACGGAUUCAGAGGCCGAAGACGAUCGAAUUCUCCAGCGCGUGGACUCGUUCAGCAUACUGAUCGUGGUGAGCACGCUCAUCACGGGUUUCAGCAUCCCGACCAUCGAACAGGCCCAGCUUGACGUAACGAGGUCGAUCAUGACCAUGGUCUUCGCUCUCGAGAUGUUCGCCACGAUCUUCUUCUCCAUCAUUAGUUUCUACGCGAAGCAGGCCUUCAACUAUGGCUCGACCAACAACCAUCGCACCGCAAGGUUCAUGUACCACGUUCGAUGGAUCACCUUCAGCUCACAGGCGUGCUACACGAUCGGGAUCCUCCUGUUCGUGGUCGGCAUCCUCCUCGAGGCCACCAUCGGCUACGACACGUACUGGGCGCUCGCGGGGGUGGGGCCGGUCGUUAUCCUGGGCGGAGGGAGGGCGGCGGGAGGCAUCCGAAAUCAGAAUUGA
Molecule: messenger RNA, 886 nt
Organism: Ectocarpus siliculosus
Lineage: Eukaryota; Phaeophyceae; Ectocarpales; Ectocarpaceae
Source: the annotation of a GenBank genome assembly